Molecule: messenger RNA, 1272 nt
Organism: Blastocystis hominis
Lineage: Eukaryota; Bigyra; Opalinata; Blastocystidae
Exons: 8
Coding region: 16-1272 (418 amino acids)
Source: RefSeq, a predicted model, not a curated record
CCAUUCUCUUCUGCUAUGGACGAAAGUGUUAUUGUCGAUUUAAUCUCCCUGUUGAAAGAUCCUCAAGCUCAGGUCCGACAGCAAGCUGCUGAGAUUGUAUGCAGUCUUACAUCUACGGAGGACGGUUGCAACAUGAUUUACCAGAAACAAGGUCAUCUGGCGUUAACCAAAUUACUCGGGGAUAAUAUUGCUAUUAGUAAAUCGGCGAUUACCGCCCUUGUUAAUAUGUGUGGUAAUGCUGCUGUUCUUACUGAUAUGGCAAAUGACGAACUUGUUGAUAAGCUUAUGGAGAAUCUUAUGGAAGACAAUUAUCCGCUCAUUAACCUUAAUUUGAUGUUAUUAGCGAAUGUUAGCACUAACGACAUUGGUGCGGGAGCCAUUCUCCAACUUCGACAAAAGCAGGGUAAGUUAAAGGGCCUCCACCUCUGCCGUCUCGUUUUGUGGUUCCUCCGAACGUCGGUCGAGAGCACCGAAGCGGACCCCUACCAAUACAUCGCAACAAUUCUCAACAACAUCACUCGCCUCUACGAGGGCCGUGACCUCAUAAUGAACAAGAACCGCAACUUAAUCGACAAGCUGAUUCCCUUCAUCAACUCCGCGAAUCCGAUCCGCCGCAAAGGCAUCAUCAACAUGAUCCGAAACGUCAUGCUGGACGAAUAUUACUGGGACCAGCUCGUCGAUAACUGGAACACCGACGGACGUCUGAAAGGCAUCGUGUAUCGCGUGUGCGCCAACCUCAACGGAGACCAUCGCGUGGAGAAGAAAGAGCUGGACCCGAUCGUGUAUUCGACGGUGAAGGAGCGCGAGAAGGACGUGGAAAUCAUUCGCAUUUCGAUGGAUUUGCUGCUGAUUAUCACGAAAUACCAGAACGGACGCGAGCUCUUGCGCGAGGCCAAUGUCUAUCCUGUUGUGAGGGAUAUGCAUAUGGCAAUGGAGCAGUUGCUGCCGCAGGAAGUGGUGGAUGUGAUUGGAGAUGUCGUCACGCAUUUGAUGGCGGAGGAAGAACACCCGCGAAAGAAGGAUGGACCGAUUGUGGAGGAAAUUACGGAGCCUGGAAAGGAGAUGAGUCCUGAGAAGGAAGAGAGUGAUGAUGGUUUGGAUGAUUUGCCUGAUUUAGAAUGCAAUGUUUGUUUUGCCACAUUUUAUGCUGGAUACGUGAGCCACAAUGAUCAUUGCAAGAACGCCCAGCCCAGCCAUCGUUCUCGUUCUUCUCUUUCCACCCAAGUUUCCACCUAUCGAAUUCUUACAGUUUUCUAUUCUGAAAUAUACUAG